ACUUGAUUAGGCUUAAGUCAGAACCUGGGGGAUUCCAGACCUGUAGCCUAUUCAGUAGGGGCUAAAGCAUGCAGGAAGGAUAAUAGAUUCUGACAUUGAUUGUGACCUUGAAAAUGGCUAAGGAUGAGGACAACAGCAGUGUCCAUUUGUUGGAUCUCCCUUGGGAAGAUGUGUUGGUCCCACAUAUACUCCGCAAUCUCCCACUGAGGCACAUACUAAGUCUUCAGAGAGUCAGCAAACCAUUUCAGUCCCUGGUCCACCUUUAUCUUGCCAACUGCCGCCAUUUUGAUUCUACUCAGUUGGGAUCACAUUUACCCAAAAGCACCUUCUCCGAACUGCUUAGGAACAAUACUGUAUUGCAGAAACUUGACCUACAGAGCUGUUGUGAUUGGUUAACGGACAAGGAGCUGCUUCCUGUCAUUGGCCAAAACCAUCACCUCAUCCACAUCAACUUGAAUAGCUGCGGACAGCUAACCCGGCAGUCAUUGGUUGCAAUAUCGCUGAGCUGUCCUCACCUGCAAAACAUUUGCCUUGGUCAUUGUGAGUGGGUGGACUGUCUUUCCCUGCGCAGUUUAGUUGACCAUUGCAAAUGUUUGGAGGCAAUUGAUCUGACAGCUUGUCGUCAGUUGAAGGACGACACCAUCAGCUACUUGGUGCAGAAGAGCACAAGAUUAAAAUCGCUUUCACUGGCAGUCAAUGCAAACAUUAGCGACAUUGCUGUUGAAGAAACAGCUAAGAACUGCAGAGAUCUGGAACACCUCGAUUUAACAGGAUGCCUGCGUGUGAAAAAUGAUUCUAUUAGGACCCUGGCUGAAUACUGUACCAAACUAAAGUCCCUGAAAGUAAAGCACUGCCACAAUGUCACGGAAUCCAGCCUAGGAAACCUACGGAAGAGAGAAGUAGUGCUCGAUGUGGAGCCUCCGCUGCAGCGAGCAUUGGUUCUCCUGCAGGAUGUUGUGGGCUUUGGGCCAUUUAUAAAUCUCCAGAUCUAGAGCUGCUCCUAUUACAUCAUACCUUUAGCUACCAUUUGUUGUGCUGACUGCGGUGGAAUAUACAUUCUUAUUUUAAAAGGUGCUGUGAGGACAGAGAAUACUGUAUUACUUUUUGGCUUGCAGUAAACUGCCCUCAUUCAACUGGACCAUCAUCGUGAAUUGUUUUUAAUUGCUCCUUGGGAUCCAAUUCUUGAAACAGAUCCACGAGCCAAGUGUUAUAGUGAAUGAUAUGAUUCUGUACAACAUAAUAUAGACUAUUUAAUGUAAUUAGUAAAAUAUGAUAUUCUGUAUCAUACAGUAUGGAAAUGUUUUAAUUUAAAUAUGCAACUAACUAUUGGACUCAACUUAACCAGAAGUAUUUGUGUUUAGGGAUUCUGGAACAUAACAAUACUUUGGCAGCCAAAAUCACACUUAUCAUUAAAGUGUUUUUGCCAGAA
This is a messenger RNA of Xenopus tropicalis (tropical clawed frog), 1429 nucleotides long. It is a transcript of the gene fbxl15, whose product is annotated as F-box and leucine-rich repeat protein 15. Gene Ontology annotation, biological process: protein ubiquitination. The coding region runs from base 114 to 992 and encodes 292 amino acids. Lineage: Eukaryota; Metazoa; Chordata; Amphibia; Anura; Pipidae. The record is from RefSeq and is a predicted model, not a curated record. The transcript is spliced from 5 exons. Gene Ontology annotation, cellular component: cytoplasm.